GAAAGAAUAUAGGGCUCACGUGAUCCAUCACAUGACAGCAGUUUGGCAGAAAGACGGAAUGGGACUCCGAGCCUGCCUCCUAGGGCUCCUUGCCCUCACUGUCGCUGGCAAAUGCAGUUACAGCCCAGAGCCCGACCAGCGGCGGACGCUGCCCCCAGGCUGGGUGUCCCUGGGCCGUUUGGACCCUGAGGAGGAGCUGAGUCUCACCUUUGCCCUGAGACAGCAGAACCUGGAGAAACUCUCGGAGCUGGUGCAGGCUGUGUCGGAUCCCGGCUCUCCUCGCUACGGAAAAUACCUGACCCUCAAGGAUGUGGCUGAGCUGGUCCAGCCAUCACCACUGACCCUCCACACAGUCCAAAAAUGGCUCUUGGCAGCUGGAGCCCGGAACUGCCACUCAGUCACCACACAGGACUUUCUGACUUGCUGGCUGAGCGUCAGACAGGCAGAACUCCUGCUCGCUGGGGCUGAGUUUCAUCGCUAUGUGGGGGGACCUGCAGAGACCCAUGUUGUAAGGUCCCCACAUCCAUAUCAGCUCCCACAGGCCUUGGCACCCCAUGUGGACUUUGUGGGGGGGCUGCACCGCUUCCCCGCUACAUCAUCCCUGAGGCAACGCCCUAAGCCACAGGUGGCAGGGACUGUUGGCUUGCAUCUGGGGGUGACCCCAUCUGUGAUCCGUGAGCGAUACAACCUGACAGCACAAGACGUAGGCUCUGGCACCACCAACAACAGCCAGGCUUGUGCCCAGUUCCUGGAGCAGUACUUCCAUGACUCAGACCUGGCCAAGUUCAUGCGCCUCUUUGGUGGGAACUUUGCACACCAGGCAUCAGUAGCCCGCGUGGUCGGAAAACAGGGCCAGGGCUGGGCCGGGAUCGAGGCCAGUCUAGAUGUGGAGUACCUGAUGAGUGCUGGCGCCAACAUCUCCACCUGGGUCUAUAGUAGCCCUGGCCGGCAUGAGGCACAGGAGCCCUUCCUACAGUGGCUCCUCCUGCUCAGUAAUGAGUCAGCCUUGCCACAUGUGCACACCGUGAGCUAUGGAGAUGAUGAGGACUCCCUCAGCAGCGCCUACAUCCAUCGGGUCAACACUGAGCUCAUGAAGGCUGCUGCUCGGGGUCUCACUCUGCUGUUUGCCUCAGGUGACAGUGGGGCUGGGUGUUGGUCUGUCUCUGGAAGACACCAGUUCCGUCCCAGCUUCCCUGCCUCCAGCCCCUAUGUCACCACAGUGGGAGGCACGUCCUUCCAGAAUCCCUUCCGCAUCACAAAUGAGAUUGUUGACUAUAUCAGUGGUGGUGGCUUCAGCAAUGUGUUUCCACGGCCUUCAUAUCAGGAGGAAGCUGUAUCCCAGUUUCUGAAGUCCAGCCCCCAUCUGCCACCAUCUAGUUACUUCAAUGCCAGUGGCCGUGCCUACCCAGAUGUAGCUGCACUCUCUGAUGGCUACUGGGUGGUCAGCAACAGUGUGCCCAUUCCUUGGGUCUCUGGCACCUCGGCCUCUACUCCAGUGUUUGGGGGACUCCUAUCCCUGAUAAAUGAGCACAGAAUCCUCAAUGGCCACCCCCCUCUUGGCUUUCUCAAUCCAAGGCUCUACCAGCAGCAUGGAGCGGGACUCUUCGAUGUAACCCAUGGCUGUCAUGAGUCCUGUCUGAAUGAAGAGGUGCAGGGUCAGGGGUUCUGCUCUGGCCCUGGCUGGGAUCCUGUGACAGGCUGGGGAACACCCAACUUCCCAGCUCUGCUGAAGACACUACUCAACACUUGAUGUUUUCCUGCCAGGAGAGCUGACCUGUCCCCUGCCUUGCAGCCGGUGUCUUGGUCUCUUAGUUUGCCCUGUUGGGACCCCUGCUGAACCCACAGCCAUUGACUGUGACAGACAGCUUACCCCCCUAACCUUGCAAAACUGUGAGCUGGGCUUGACUCCCAACCCUACCCUGCUCCAUUAUACUCAGUUCUCCACACUCCUGCCUCAACUUCCCCCUGCAAAAUGCAAUAACCAGCACUUUUGGGUGCCCAUAUUCCCCACCUCUUCUUUCUCUUUUCAUUAUUCCCUAUCUCUUCUUUCUCUUUUCAUCCAGGCUUUUCCAAAGGGU
Messenger RNA from Trichechus manatus latirostris (Florida manatee), 2078 nucleotides. RefSeq names its product tripeptidyl peptidase 1 (gene TPP1). The transcript is spliced from 13 exons. Bases 32 to 1750 code for a protein of 572 amino acids. Gene Ontology annotation, molecular function: tripeptidyl-peptidase activity; serine-type endopeptidase activity. Lineage: Eukaryota; Metazoa; Chordata; Mammalia; Sirenia; Trichechidae. Gene Ontology annotation, biological process: proteolysis; central nervous system development. The record is from RefSeq and is a predicted model, not a curated record.